Apis dorsata (giant honeybee) is the source of this 7119-nucleotide messenger RNA. RefSeq names its product autophagy-related protein 2 homolog B (gene Atg2). The record is from RefSeq and is a predicted model, not a curated record. Gene Ontology annotation, cellular component: phagophore assembly site; extrinsic component of membrane. The transcript has 18 exons. Gene Ontology annotation, biological process: reticulophagy; autophagosome assembly; autophagy of mitochondrion. Lineage: Eukaryota; Metazoa; Arthropoda; Insecta; Hymenoptera; Apidae. Gene Ontology annotation, molecular function: phosphatidylinositol-3-phosphate binding. Bases 307 to 6663 code for a protein of 2118 amino acids.
UGAGACACCAGUGUUUCAUUUCAGUGUUUGUCCGAUAGUCAGAAUUCUAUGUGUGUAGGCAUGUGUAUAUGUAUAUGCGUGUAGUGUAUCCAAAGGAAAAUAUUACGCAGCUAGAACCCCGUUACAUCCGAAUCACCGUAUUGUGUUAAGGAUCAUUGCACCAAAGUAGACACGUGUUAGAAAAAUGGAAUUCACGUGUUUUUCUUACAUUGUGCCCGAAUAACAGGCCUAAUACAAAACGUAUGAAGAAAAUUAUUUUUAAAAAUCCCAUGUCUUUUAUAGAUUAGAUUGUCAAACGUGGGUAAAAUGUCUUGGUUGGGAUGUAUUCCUUGGUCUCAAGGGAUCAAAAAACGAGCUUGCAGAUAUCUUUUACAACGAUAUCUGGGUCAAUUCUUGGAAGAAAAAUUAACAUUAGAUCAACUCACUGUAGAUCUGUACAAUGGAACUGGUCGUGUAACCAAUGUCAGCCUUGAUGUACAGGCUCUUAAUGAAUUAGGAGAGCAACAACAUCUUCCAUUAGAAUUUGUUGAUGGUUUUGUAUCAGAAAUGUCUGUUAGUAUACCAUGGUCAGCUUUGCUCAGUGAAGCUAGUUAUGUGGAAGUAACAAGUUUGAGAUUAACAGUUCAACCUAGACAAAGAGUUAAAAAUGGAACUUCAAUGUUUGAGUCUAUGUGGAGUUCUAUGACAUCUAGCAUGCAACUUGCACAAGAAUGUUUACAAGAAGAUGCUAAAUAUGCUGGAAAUUCACAACCAUUAGAAGGAGUAGAAUUGUUUGCACAAACAAUAGAUUCAAUUUUAUGUAGAGUGAAAGUGAGAUUUAUAGAUACUGUUAUACGUUUGGAACAUGUGCCACUGGAUUCUUCAACAGGAGUUGCAAUAGAAGUGUGUAUAAAAAAUCUUGAAUAUUCAGAUGAAGCUGGAUUAGAUCCAAGCAGUACUUCAUUAGAUCCUAGUCAAUCAACAAAAGGAUAUGUUGUGUCAGCAUUCACAACAAAACGAUUUUAUUUAGAAGGAGUGACUUUUCAUACAGAUGAAUUCCCAUCUCGAGCAAGAACUUUUUCUAGAAGCAUUAUAACAUCUAGCAGGGGUUCUACGCCAGAGUCUAAAAAUUCAGAUUAUCAUUUCUCUUCUGUGCAAGUAUCUAGUACUCAAAAUAUACAAACUUCUCCAGAAGGAAAUAUUAUUAAUAAUUUAAGUGAAUCAAAUCCUAUAAUGUUUGCUAAGUUAGCAGGUAGACAAGAAAUAAGAUUGAAAUUAAAACAAGGAGAAGGUGUGUCAGGGCCAAAGGUAGAAUUAGAAAUAACCUUAGGAUCAUUCACUUCAUUUUUAAGUCCACGGCAAGUACAUGUAUUAUUGGAAUUAGGACAUGGAUUGGCAUCUCCUGAUUCAGAAGAUGUUAGUAAUGUUGCUCCAAGAACUUGUACUGAAAAGCCUAUGGCUGGUAGCGAUUUUAAUCGUGUAGAACGAGAACUUAUUCAUCAAAUACAUCCAUCUCAAGGAUUACGUUCUAUGGAUCUAAGGCAUACACAAGGUUGGUCAACAGCAUCUUUAGAUGAGUCUGAUAACAAAGAUGAAUUUUUACCAAUGCGAUUACCAGGUUCUACUUCAAUGAGUGAUUCAAUUACAAGCAAUAAUAUUAGUAUGGAUGGGAGUAUAUUAUCUAGUAGUAUUAGUUUAAAAAAUUCUGCAACGAAUUUACCAAAGCAACAAAAACACAGACAUAGUGUAGAUAAUAGCCCAUCUGCAGAAACAUCUCAUUUUCAUGUGAGAGUAUCUUCUAUAGCUAUAAUUCUAUUACACGAAGACAUAUUGACCACAUGUGUAGAAGAAGGUGGUUUAACAUCUUCUAGUAUAUAUCAAAUGAAAAAUUCGGCAGACGAAUUUUUCAAACAAUUAGGAAUGUUUGCAGUUGGAGGAUAUGGGAACAAAGAUUUCGAUAAAGCAUCAAAAAUACUCUUGGAUGCUUGUCAUUUAAGUCAUAUUAGAUUACUCGCUGCGCCAUUAGUAAUUGAAGGAAGAGAAAAAAAUGUUUGUUUAUUAUCUGUUGUAUCAGGAACACUCACUUUAGCUAGCUUAGAAAUUGUUGAAUGUUUAGUUGACUCAAAUAAUUCUGAAACAAAUGGUACUCCAUCAUCAGAAUUUGUAGAGUUGCUUACUUUUCCAAAAGAAAAUUCAACAAAUUUUGGUUUCACUAAUAAAACGGAUUUUAAAAUGAAAUUUAAAUAUGUAGAAGAUAUUCAAAAUACAGGAUAUGCACAAUUAGUAAAAUGUGCAAAUCCAAAGACAAAAAUUGAUAUUGAAUUGGAACCUUGCAAAAGUGAAGUAGAUAUAACUAUUGUAGAUAGAAUAUGUGCUCUUCUUAAUCCGCAACCUAUUUGCGUUUGUAAUCCUGUAUCUAAUAAUAAAAAUACUAAUCAACAAACUUUAUUUUAUCAAGCCAUAGAAAGUCCUACCUUGUCAGAUUUUGCUGCUGUUAUAAACAUAUCCUCAUCACAAUGUACAAUAAAAUUAAGGUUUCCAAUACCAGAUUUAAGACCGUUACAUGAUAUGAAUCGGGCACCGUGGUGGAAGAGAUCUGUGAGAACAGAUUAUAUGAUUUUAAAAAUGACAGAUGCACAAAUUCAUUUUUGCCCGCAUUUAAUUUUUUCUAAGAAAAUUUUUUCCAAGAAUCAUCCGCAUUCUGUAAAAAAGCAUUUUGAAAUUCAAUUCCGAAAAUUACUAUUUUCGUAUGCAGAAACGGAAACAGAUAUACCACUAAACAUAGGCAAAGUUACAACUCACGAAAAAGAUAAUGCAACAUGUCAACAAGAUAAUGAAGGAUUUGGUUGGGCUAGAAUAGUUAUUACAAUUUAUCCACAACGUUUGAACGAUCAACUAGAAGAUAGUUCUGAAGGAGAGCCUGAUUCUAGUUUUGAUGAAACUUUAGAAAAUGCGCCUAAACAUCAGCCGUCUCCGUUCAGCUCGAAACGUAUUAUUCAUGAAUCUGAUACGCCUCAUUCCAAACCACAUUCACAGGGUGAUAAGGAUGACUCAGAGCAAAGAGAAGGCGAAGAGUUGAUCAUACCAGGAAAUCGAGAAGAAAUGUUAGAAUUUAUAGAUGAAGGCAUUCGCAGUUCUAGAAUACAAAUAGAAAUCAAUUUUCCAUGUGUUUCCGUCCAAAUACCAUCUAAACAUCUGUAUGAAUUGUUAUAUAAUAGAUUCAACACUGAUCUUUUUUUAUGGAAACCAUCAGCGCCAAGACCAAAGUAUGGUACACAUAUGGAAAAUCAUAUAGGUCUUGAUUUGGCAUCUACUUUGUUACAAGAAUCUGUUUAUCCUAGAUUUAGCACAUGUAAAAGUCGGGUUCAAUAUGAUUCUGAUUCAGACUCAGAGGAGGGUAUAUUUCAUUCUGCAGCUGAUAAAAGUUACAGGCAACAUCAAAGUAAAAUAUCAAAGAAUGGUCAGAGCAAUUUAGCACUAUUUUUGAAUAUAGAUCAAGGUCUUCUCUGCAUGUAUACUCCUGCUCGUGAUUCUGUAAAAAACGUUAUACCCGGACAACAAGGCGAAUUAAUAAUUCGAUUAGAUGAUGCAACUAUAUUUUCUGUAACCGCAUACAAAGGAAAUUCAAAUUUGAGUUAUGUCUGCGCUAUGAUAAAAGAAAUGUCUUUGGAUCAUUGUGGAUUAAUGACGACACCUUCACAACCACCUUCAUUGAGACCUAUUAAUAGUGACAUUCCCAAACAUUGUCAGCAUUCUAUAUAUAAAAGUGAUCUAAAUGUAAUGGGAGCAAACAAUAAUGAUGAUAUGGUAUUACUCGCUAUUAGAAUACAAGCUGCUCAUCAAACGCACCGUAUUAAAACUUUCAGAGUGGCAGUGGGCAUAUCAAAUGCUACAUUGAGGCAUAGAAUGUUUAACACUGGUACAUCAUGGUUUACGCAAUUAACAGAUUGUUUGGAUGUAGCCGAUCAUCCAGUUGCUGGAUAUUCUGCGCCAGGAAUAUUAACGGAAUUACAUUUACAUCUUUGGGAUUGUGCAGUUGAUUAUAGACCAAUUCAUUUACCAUUGAGAUCGAUGGUAACUCUUGGUAAUUUUAGUGUUUCUAGUAAUAUUGCAGCGCAUACAAAUACUUCGACAUUACGUUUUAUAGCAGAAGAUAUUGCCUUGUUCAUAUCUAAUAAAUUAGGAAAAAAUGUAGAUUUAAAACGGGAUUUUGUAUGUGUAAUGGAUGUAGGAUUGUUCGAAUUAUCAUUAAGAUUGAACGAUAAGAUGUGCGGCGGUGCACCUAGAGUUGAUUUAAGGGCAAGCAACAAUGUAUUGCAUGUUCGAACAUGUUCCGAUUCUGGACGUGCUCUUAUUCAGUUGUUAACAUACUUUGCUAAUGAUGGAGAUCUUUCGUCAAGCAUAGAAACUACCGGAAACAUUACGGUACCAAGUUCUGGCGAUGAAGAAAGUCUUCUUGGUGAUGAGUGUGUUAAUACUUUGAGUAAAAGUCAAGUUGAACGUGUUAAUAAUUUAAUGAAAGAAGCAAUGGAAGAAACAGUAAAAGGAACAUCUUCAAAUAUAGACGGCAAUACAUUAGUAACUGAAAAUCAAGUAGAAGUUUUUUUCUUUCCCGACGAAUCUUGUCCUGCUUCACAGGCAGUACCUGAAAUGUAUAAAAAUCCUGAGCAGUGUACAAAAACAGAAUGUGAUACAGAAGCUGAGGAUUCAAACGAAGAUUUUUGUAUAUUAGGAGAAGAAGCGGGUACAGGAAUUAUGCCUAGGCAUGGUGUACCAGAAAUUCGUUGGCUUUGUCAAGAAUCAUUAAGGAUAAUAGAUAAUCAUUUCUCAGUUCCACUUGGCAAAACUGAUUUACUUAAAGCACCAAGACAUUUUCCUGCUCCAAUUUUAAGGUACACUCUUUGUGAAAUGACUUUAAUCUGGCAUAUGUAUGGAGGAAAAGAUUUCGAAGCACCAAUAACAUCCAAAAAACAAGUCAUUAUUAAUGACAAUACAAUUCGUCCUAUCAUCGCACCUCAGGAUAAGUACGUUUUAUUGUAUGUAAGUCAAACAUUUUAUAUGAAUAAUUUAUAUGAAAUUACAUUAUAUAUUGUUUAUGUUUACAGAACCAGAUCACCAUGGUGGGAUGGUGUAACUUUCAAUAAAUCCAAUUCAAAUGAAAUACAUUUUGGAAGUGCACCAAAUUCACCACGUGAAAAAUGUAAAGAAAUAACAGAUUGGCAAGUAAUGGGAGGUCCUGGUCGUCGCCAUGAUAUCUUAAUGGAGCUUCAAUUAAAUAAAGUGCGCUUUCAACACGAAGUCUAUCCAGAAAAUACAACAGAAGCAGCAAGACAAAUAUUAUUAGUAAACGAAAUAGAAAUUAGAGACAGAUUAGCAUCUUCGCACAUUAACAAAUUCUUGUAUCAAUAUAGUAGUGAAGCGAGACCAAAACAGUCUCAUGCAAAUAUGUUUGCCAUGAAAGCGGUCCAUGUUAGACCAGAUCCAAGAUUAAGUGCUCAAGAAUGUUGUUUAAAACUCAGUCUACUGCCGUUACGAUUAAAUAUAGAUCAGGAUAGCCUAUUGUUUUUGAUAGAAUUCUUCAAUGAAUUGGGUAAUGGUACGAAACACGCUCAAGAGAACUGUAAUGUACCUAAUAAUCCACAAUCCUCUCCAGUAUCCAAGCAAGGAACACCAACGCAUCAUCCACCAGUUAUGAGUGUGAACGAGUCCACGCCUAAUGCAUCAAUGCCAACGAAUACAUCGCAGAAUGAUACCAUAGAUCCGAAUUUAUUAAUACUCUUGGAAGACGAAUUGAUGAUUAAAGAAAAUACUGUGAAAGCGAAAUCGACGCAUGAAGUACAUGAAGAUUGUCAACCAAUAUAUUUUAGGAGUGUGAUAUUUUCUCCUGAAGUCCUUGUUAGAUUAGAUUAUCAUGGAAAACGUGUAGAUUUGACUCAUGGGCCGUUAGCAGGACUUCUAAUGGGUUUAGCGCAAUUGAAUUGCUCCGAAUUAAGACUGAAAAGAUUAACACAUCGACAUGGACUUCUAGGAUUUGAUAAACUAGUAACAUUUUUACUUUCUGAAUGGUUACAAGAUAUAAAGAAAAAUCAACUUCCAAGUUUACUUGGUGGCGUAGGUCCUAUGCAUUCAUUAGUUCAAUUAUUUCAAGGAAUAAGAGAUUUAUUCUGGUUACCUAUUGAACAGUAUCAAAAAGAUGGUAGAAUUAUUAGAGGACUACAACGAGGUGCAAAUAGUUUUACGACGUCUACUGCUAUGGCAGCCUUGGAACUGACUUCUAGAUUGAUACAUGCUAUACAAAGUACAGCUGAAACAGCUUAUGAUAUGGUCAGUCCUGGACCUAGCGUAAGGCAUAAACACAAAGGACAAAAAGGACGUCGGAAAAGAUAUAGUCAACCAUUGGACAUUCGAGAAGGAAUGGCUAAUGCAUAUAUGCUAGUAAAAGAAGGUUUAGGAGAAACAGCUAAUCAAUUGGUUCGUGUAGCCAGUGAAGAACAUGAGCAAAAAGGAGUCUCCGGUGCCGUAGGAGGUGUAUUACGACAAAUACCGCCAACAGUUGUGAAGCCAAUUAUUUUAGCUACAGAAGCGACUAGUAAUGUUUUAGGUGGUAUGCAAUCACAAUUAGUACCCGAUGCCCGACGAGAAGCAGCUCAAAAAUGGCGUCAAGAUUCGACUGACACAAAUUGAAGUUAUUUCUUAAGUAAUGGUAUGGUUCGAUGUUUCAAUCGACUUUUGUAUAACACAAAUCCAUGACGUAAUUUAUGAUGAUAAUUUAAAAAAGAUAUACAGAAGAAGUUCUUUCUUCAAGUUAGAAGAUUUAUAAUGAGCGAAAGAAUUGAUUCAAUGAUGAACAUGAAUGUUAAAAAAUUUUUUAGACCUAAUCGCAUAAAUUUUUUGAAAAGCUAAAAAAAUCACUUUUAAAUGAUAUAAUAUAUUCGUGUAAUUAUAUGUUUCAGUUCCAUUGCUCUUGUUACAUACGAAAAGAUCGAUCCAAUUUGCUAUAUUUAUAGUUUAUAAAUAAAAUAUAUAUACCAUCGUGAACAUUGUCUUCACAGCUUGUAUGUAUUUUUGUUUAAAUAACGCGUAUGUUUUAUACCAAUGAUAUGUAUGUGACAAUUUUUAUUAAUAAAAUUAUGACGCUUA